UGGAUCUGUCAGUAUGCAGUGACAUUGACAUUAAAUAUUAUCCCUGCGUUAAUUACACGACUGUGUGUGGCGUUAAAUAAAUAUUCACAUGGUGUUAUGUGUAGAUUCCUGCUAAAAUUAUUAUUUAUGUAAUAUUGUUUUGUCGCUGCAGUGCAAUGUUCAAUUUAAAUAUUUUAUGUAAAUAGUUUAUAUCAAACAAUAAUUAAAGAUUAAAGACAUUUUGUAUAAGUGCACAAAUAAUUUAAACUUAUUGAUGCGGUACUAUUGAAGCUGUCUAUAUUUUAAAAUCAAGUAGUUUAAAUCAGAUUUUUCGAAAAUGUCAAACUGGAUCGGUUAUGCUAUAUCGGUUAAUUGUGGUGAGCCUUUAGGCUGCUACCAAGGAACAAUAUUAGAGGCGGAUGGAAAUACAAUAACUUUAACGAAAGCCUUCAGGAAUGGCUUUCCUUACCCAAAGGCACAAGUAACGCUUAACGCAGCAGACAUUAAAGAUCUGAAGAUAAUAGAGUCCCGUGCCCAACCAAGUGAACAGACUCACAGUACAGUGGCCGUCACUAAGAAUGCCAAAAAGGCACAAAGAGCAACAGUUUGUAACCAGGCAGGAAGCAGCACCACGAGCCAGGGGGGAGGCGGGGCAGGCGGGGGCGCGGGGGCCGGCGGCGGGGGCGCGGGGGGGGCGCGCGCGCCGCGCAGUAAGCCCAUCGACAUCCAGGCGCGCGCCAACAAGAACAACACGCACGCCGCAGGAAGCUACGGCAACCCGAGCUCGACGCCCAAGAGCCGCGGCGGAGGCGGCGGAGGUUUCGGUAACGUUUACGACAAGGCGAGGCGGCGCAACGAGGCCUGCUUCGGCGAGCUCGCCGACCCCGCGCUCGACGACGACUUCGAUUUCGAGGGCAACCUCGCCCUGUUCAACAAGCGCGCUCUGUGGGAACAGAUUCGUAACUCGCACAAGCCCGACGUAGUGCGGCAGGCCGACGACGUGGGCAAGUUCCGGCACGACGAGAACAUCAUCGGUGGCGCCCCGGCCGCGCCCCGCCGCGCCCUGCGCCUGCCCGACGCGCUGCGCGGGCCCUGCGACUACGUCACCGACACCGGGCUCGUGCUGCCGGCCGCCGCGCCGCGCCUGCGCGCCCGCCUCUGGGCCGCGCUGCAGCGCGCCGGCCUGCGCGCCCAGGCACACGCGCUGCUGGCGCGCGCCGUGGCGGACGUGGCGCUGCGCCUGGUGGGCGGCGGCCGGCGCCUCGACCCGCGCAACGCGCACCAGGCGCCCACCGUGGUGGCGCUGGCGGGCCCGCACGCCACCGGCGGCGUGGCGCUGCUGGCGGCGCGCCUGCUGGCGUCGCACGGCGCGCGCGCCGCCGCGCUGCUGGCCGCGCCCGCGCCGCAGCCCGAGCCGGCGCUGGCGCGCGAGCUGGCGGCGCUGGCGGCGGCGGGCGUGACGCUGGCGCGCGAGCCGGCGGAGCUGCCGAGCCCGGACGUGGUGCUGCUGGCGCUGUACGAGCCGCUGCUGGACGAGCCGCAGGAGCCGUACGCGGGCGCCGUGCAGUGGGCGGCGCGGGCGCGGGGCGCGCUGGUGGGCGUGGAGCCGCCGUGCGCGGGCUGGGCGGGGCUGGCGGCGCGCGCGGCGGUGCUGGGCGGGCUGCCGGCGGCGCUGGCGCCGUCGCUGGGCGCGCAGUACCUGGCGGACGUGUGCGUGCCGGCGGCGAUGUUCGAGGAGCUGGAGGUGGAGUACCGGCCCCCGUUCGGAGCCAGCGCCGUGCUGGCGCUGCACCUGGCCACGGACGCGGACUGA
This is a messenger RNA of Spodoptera littoralis (African cotton leafworm), 1792 nucleotides long. Lineage: Eukaryota; Metazoa; Arthropoda; Insecta; Lepidoptera; Noctuidae. The record is from the annotation of a GenBank genome assembly.